This is a messenger RNA of Aspergillus eucalypticola CBS 122712, 1922 nucleotides long. RefSeq names its product NuA4 histone acetyltransferase complex catalytic subunit ESA1. Lineage: Eukaryota; Fungi; Ascomycota; Eurotiomycetes; Eurotiales; Aspergillaceae. Bases 113 to 1630 code for a protein of 505 amino acids. The transcript is spliced from 6 exons. Gene Ontology annotation, biological process: regulation of DNA-templated transcription. Gene Ontology annotation, molecular function: histone acetyltransferase activity. The record is from RefSeq and is a predicted model, not a curated record.
CUCCAUCACCUCCUACGAUCCCCUUUCGCGUUUCCAUCGCGCAGUCCGCUCCACAUAGCGAUUUUAUCUAAAAUACAUCUAUAGAUACCUUGAGAAUCACCCCUUCUUCAAUAUGGGCGGCAGGGACGAGGCCACCGGGACCCCGGACCCCGUCGAGAAGGGGUUCGCCACCCUCAAUACCAUCCGGAUCGGUGUCAAGGCCAUGGUGCAGAAGGAUGGAGAACUACGAAAAGCAGAAAUUCUUUCGAUAAAGCAGCGGAAAGAUGGCCCUUCUUUCUACGUCCACUAUGUCGAUUUUAACAAGCGUCUUGAUGAAUGGAUUGAUUCCGGAAGAAUAGACCUGUCACAUGAGGUCGAAUGGCCUCAGCCAGAGAAACCGGAGAAGAAGAAGACCGGCCCGGGCAACAAGGCACCUAGUAAGAACGCCCAGAAGCGUGCUAGAGCCGAAAGCCGGGAUGUAUCAGCAACGCCUGAUCUUCUGACUGGAAAGAACACCAACGUUGGCAAAGCCCAGCGCCCGUCUAAAGCGGGCGGCAAAGAGAACCGCGACGAGACCCCCGUGAACCUCUCCAUCGGAGGUUCAGAAGCUGUUUCCGCGGAUGGAACCCCCAAGCCCGACUCGGAUGAUGUCGACAUGAUCGAUGUCGGCUUUUCCAAAGAUGAAAAGGAAGAAGCGAAAGCACUAGGUCUGAUGUCGCGCGAAGAAGAAAUCGAACGCCUACGUACUAGCGGUAGUAUGACCCAGAACCCAACAGAGAUUCACCGCGUGCGAAACUUGACCCGUCUCCAAAUGGGCAAAUACGAUAUCGAGCCCUGGUACUUCUCACCAUACCCGGCAUCGUUCUCCGACGCCGACGUCGUAUACAUUGACGAGUUCUGCCUGGGAUAUUUCGACAACAAGCGCGCCUUCGAGCGUCACCGGUCCAAAUGCACCCUCGUGCACCCGCCCGGAAACGAAAUCUACCGGGACGACUACAUUUCAUUCUUCGAAGUCGACGGCCGCCGCCAACGAACCUGGUGUCGCAACCUCUGUCUACUGAGCAAACUCUUCCUCGACCACAAAACACUGUACUAUGACGUCGACCCCUUCCUCUUCUACUGCAUGUGCAGUCGAGACGAAACAGGCUGCCAUCUCGUCGGCUACUUCUCCAAGGAAAAAGACUCCGCGGAAGGCUACAACCUGGCCUGUAUCUUAACCCUCCCUCAAUACCAACGCCGCGGGUACGGUCGUCUCCUCAUCUCCUUCAGUUACGAGCUCGGCAAGCGCGAAGGAAAGCUCGGAUCGCCCGAGAAGCCCCUCAGUGAUCUCGGUCUCCUUAGUUACCGACAAUACUGGCGAGAAACCCUCGUGGAACUACUCUUAGAAACCGGCCGGGAAUCCGUCAGCGAGCACGACCUCUCAAUGCUGACUUCCAUGACGGAGAAAGACGUCCACGAGACUUUGGUUGUGUUCAAUAUGCUCCGUUACCAUAAAGGAAACUGGGUCAUAGUCCUAACCGACCAAGUCGUCGAAGAGCACAAGAAGCGCCUUGAAAAGGAGAAAAUUAAGGGCGUUCGCAAAAUCGAUCCCGCCCGGCUGCAAUGGAAACCGCCCGUCUUCACUGCUUCAUCCCGUACCUGGAAUUGGUAGGGUUACCUAACUGUUGCAGAAAGCUAUUGAACGGGAGCGGGAAAGCCGGGGAGGUUGAUUGAUACCCUAAUAUAUGGAGUCGGUGGUGUAAUGUAUGUGUUUAUGUAUGCUUGCGGCUGUUUUUUGGAGGUCUUGUCCCUUUCCUUUUCUUUUCAGGGGUGUAUGGAUUUUUUGUAAAUUAGAUUACUAUUACUUAGUGCCUUGCAGGGGGAGUUUUGUGGCUUAGCAUGGGAUGGAUGGUUAUAUUUAGCGUUAGCAGGGUUUUAAAAGGUGUUGUGGAAUUCAUCUUCAU